CGAUCCGAGUAUGCAGAUGCAAGCUUUUCGACCACAUGUUUAGACCUUCUUCCCUGACUGCUCGGCCCUGACCUGCUCUGACUGGAACCAAAGUUUCAGUUCCUUGCACGCCUUCUAGAACCAAUUGAGGAAGGAUUCCGGAAAGAGUCAGGGCUUCGUGAAACCCGCAAAAAUGGAAAUCAUCCUCUCCAUCAAUGCGGGCUCCUCCAGCGUCAAGAUCUCCGUCUACAAAGCCGAGCCUUCGUCUUCCAGACCUCACCAGCUCGCCGAAGCCACCAUCGAGGGCCUGACGGCCCCUCCCGUGAAACUCAAGUACUCACGUGGCGACGAGACCAUCAAGGGCAACGAACUGCAAGAUAUCGCCUCCCAAGAAGACGCCUUCAAGUACAUCCUCACCCACCUCGAGAAUGACCCCGGCCUCCCCGAGCUCUCCAAAACCGAUGACAUCCACUUCACGUGCCACCGCGUCGUGCACGGCGGUGACUACCCGGCCACGCAGAUCAUCGACAAGGAGACGUACCACCACAUUGAGGAGCUGAGCGAUCUUGCACCGCUGCACAAUGCGCCUGCAUUGAGCAUUGUGCGGGCUGUGAGCAAGAUGUUGCCAAAUGCGAAGAAUGUGGCGUAUUUUGAUAGCAGCUUCCAUGCGACGAUUCCGAGGCAUAUUUGCACGUAUCCGAUUGACCAAAAGGUCGCGGAAAAGAACAAGCUGAGGAAGUAUGGGUUCCAUGGGAUCAGCUAUCAGUUUAUCACAGAUGCUGUCGCCUCGCACCUCAAAAAAGACCCCAAAACCCUCAGCAUCAUCGCCCUGCACCUCGGCUCUGGCGCCUCCGCCUGCUGCAUCAAAAAUGGGCGCUCCCACGACACCUCCAUGGGGCUAACCCCGCUCGCCGGCCUCCCCGGCGCCACCCGCUCCGGCUCCAUCGACCCCUCCCUCAUCUUCCACUUCACGCACUCCGCGGGCUCCCUGUCCCACGCCGCCGCCGGCCACAUGCACAUCACGCAGGCCGAGGAGAUCCUUAACAAGAAGAGCGGCUGGAAGGCGCUCACGGGGACCACGGACUUUGGAGAGAUCAGCAGCAGCGACGAGGAGAUGAAGACAUUAGCGUUUGACAUUUUUGUCGAUCGGAUCACGAACUAUGUGGCGCCGUAUUUUGCGAAGCUGGACGGGGAGGUGGAUGCGCUUGUGUUUGCGGGCGGGAUUGGAGAGCGGGGUUCCAAGCUCAGGAAAGAGGUUGUGAGAGGCGUGGAGUGUCUGGGGUUUAAGCUCGAUGCAGAGAAGAAUGAGAAGCCCGAGGACGAGGUGGUGGUGGAUAUUAGCGCAGCAGAUGCGAGGUUCAGGACGUUGAUUUGCCAGACAGACGAGCAAUUGCAGAUGGCGAGGGGGGUAUUGGGGGAUAGGCAGCGGCUUAUGCAGAAGAAGACGUGAGGCUGAAUAACGUCUCCAUGGUACAUCUCAAAGAAUGAGGGCUAGCUCUGAAGCCUUACGGGCCUCGUCACAUUGCGAACCAAUGCGUAGAACUUGGAGUCAGCUUAACGGUGUUGAGUCUGGUACCAUAUGUAUCAGCAACGGACAAGUAGAGAUUCCAAUGCUAUGGACGAAGACACAGGGGCACUUUCAGGUGCCCAAGGCCGUCGAUAAGGAAAAGAUAGUGUAGGAGUCGAUGGAAGUCUAAAACGUGUUGUUGACGCCAGUGAGACCCUGACAGCGAUGUGGAGGGCAUCUACAUUUACACGACUGAAUUAAGCCAGGUAGCUAAGGUAUCCAGUGAAAUGCUUAGCCUUACUACCAGCCACGCCAGGACCAUCUUAGCUGUAAUUGCAUCUGCACUGCUGUAGUAGUAUUUG
Molecule: messenger RNA, 1848 nt
Organism: Paraphaeosphaeria sporulosa
Lineage: Eukaryota; Fungi; Ascomycota; Dothideomycetes; Pleosporales; Didymosphaeriaceae
Product: acetate kinase
Exons: 2
Coding region: 173-1429 (418 amino acids)
Biological process (GO): phosphorylation; acetate metabolic process
Molecular function (GO): acetate kinase activity
Source: RefSeq, a predicted model, not a curated record